AUGGAGGACGAAGGUAAUUUGGGUCUGUCCGAGGAGGGUUUUGGGGCAUUUGACAAUGCCGACCCAUCCGAGGAUCCUUCUGGUGAUCUAGGUGACCCAGACUUGUCUGAAGCGAAACUGUUGUCAGUGGGAACAUCCUCCCGAGCCGAGAUGGGUAUUAAGAGAAAGCCCCCAACCAGCUUGUUCGACCUCAUCGAGGGUCAGCCGGGGAAGGGUGCACAGGGAAAACCGCAAUCCAAUGCUCCGUCUCCACCACCUCAGCCCCAGCCCGUCCAGACUAGGUCCUCCUCUACUAAGUCGCAGCCACAAUCUCCCCGCCCCAAACUUCCUGCUCCUCCUCAAUCAGCUCUGCCUCCACGGCUGGAGCCCGCUGACUUAAAGAGAAAGAGGAGUCCCAAGGGGAAGGAACCCAUUGAUGGGGGAAAAUCCCAAUCCUCUCAUGUGAGGGAUGAAGCCCCGCGAGCUCAAAAACAGUUAAAAAUUGGGCACCAAAGUAAGGGGAAAUGGAUUGAAGCCCAAUCCGCCCAAAUCAAAGGGAAAGGGAUCGAAGCCCAAUCCGCGCCGAGUGCUUGGCUUCCCGCCCCACUGCUCCACGGGGAGCCAUUGUUGGAGAAUGCGUCCAUGAGGGACCUUGGAGACGGUGAUGGCGGUUAUAUGGCCGACGCGUUAGGAACGACCAUGCUGCUUCCUACUGAUAUGGAGGAGUUGAAGAAUAUGAGGAUGCAGGAGGUUUUCCUUAGCGCGAAGAGGUGCCUGGGUAUGGCUAUCCAGGCCACCUAUAGGAUGGAGGAAGAAGUUAAGGGGCAGAGUAAGGCUGCCGAGGCCGAGGAACAGACAAAGUGCCUACUCGCCGCCGAGGAUCAAUUGCAGAUUGCUAAGGAGCAGAUCAGCGAUUUGAAAAAGCAACUGAUCGAGGCAAAUAAUGCUAAAGGCGUGGCGGAAUUUGCCAAGGACGUGGCGGAAUUUGCCAAGGACGAAGCCGCAGAGAGCAUAUUUUAUCCCCCAGCCAUCCGUGAGACCACCUCCGCCAGCUCCGAGGCUACAAGCGAUCCACACAAGGCAGGGGCUGCUCAGUCAAAAGUUGCUCAAAUCAUCGUCCCUCCUGGUGAGUCAACUGAAGGAAGAGAGCCUUAUGAUGCGACGGAAGCACCUAGAGGUCUGAAUCCCGAGAUGCCUAAAGAGGGUGCCGAGCCUACGGUCAAUGCUCAGAUCUAUGGUGCCGAGGAGCCAGCCAUCUUUGUUCAGCCCCUACAGGCCAUUCCCCUUACUGAUGUCUCCAAGAGCGUCGAAACUGACCCUGCUUAG
This is a messenger RNA of Quercus lobata, 1305 nucleotides long. RefSeq lists its product as uncharacterized. Lineage: Eukaryota; Viridiplantae; Streptophyta; Magnoliopsida; Fagales; Fagaceae. The record is from RefSeq and is a predicted model, not a curated record. Bases 1 to 1305 code for a protein of 434 amino acids. The transcript is spliced from 4 exons.